Malassezia restricta is the source of this 972-nucleotide messenger RNA. Its product is annotated as mitochondrial ornithine carrier protein. Gene Ontology annotation, molecular function: L-ornithine transmembrane transporter activity. The transcript is spliced from 5 exons. The record is from RefSeq and is a predicted model, not a curated record. Lineage: Eukaryota; Fungi; Basidiomycota; Malasseziomycetes; Malasseziales; Malasseziaceae. Gene Ontology annotation, biological process: mitochondrial L-ornithine transmembrane transport. Bases 1 to 972 code for a protein of 323 amino acids.
AUGAGUGCGCAGGCCGAGUCACCGCCUACGCAAGGCCUAAAUCGUGCGACCAAAGAUAUAUUGUUUGGAUCGGUAGCUGGCAUGGUCAGCAAGGUGUUUGAGCACCCCUUUGAUCUUGUAAAAGUACGACUACAAACACAGCCACACGAGAAACCCCAUUAUACCGGAGCAUUGGAUUGUUUUCGGAAAACGAUCCAACAUGAGGGAUUUCGUGGUCUCUUUCGCGGCGUAUCCAUGCCCUUAUGGGGCGCGACGCUCGAAGAUGCAGCGCUCUUUUUCACAUACAACCAAGUCCAGCAAGCAUUGCGGUGGUCUAGAAACCUUUCAGAGUCCGCCUCUCUGCCCAUGUCCGAUCUGGCGAUAGCUGCCGCUGCGUCUGGUGCGAUGGCGGGGCUCGUUCUGACUCCGAUCGAGCUAAUUAAAUGCAAGAUGCAAGUUCAGAUGAUGGGCGCUGUACACCAGGCAUCCACCCCGGCGACGACCAACGCUCUCGGUCUGAUUUCCAAUACGAUUCGCAAAGAAGGCGUGGCAGGCUUGUGGCAUGGCCUAUCUGGCACGCUUCUUCGCGAAGUGGGUGGUGGCAUCGCAUGGUUUCUUACGUUUGAGUUCGCCUCGCAGGAGUUUCUGCGCAGGCGCCACUCUCAAGCGCCGCUCACUAAAUCAGACCUGAGCAGCUUGGAACUGGCAACGAGUGGCGCACUCGCUGGCAUCUGCUACAAUGUGAGCUUGUUCCCUGCUGAUAGUGUUAAAUCAGCAAUGCAGACCGAGCAUGAGCUGCGCGCGCAAGCGGGACUCGCCAAAGCCACACCGACCGGAUUUCUCCAGACGCUGCUUAACAUAUAUCAGACGCGAGGCAUCCGCGGCCUCUAUGCGGGCGUGGGUGUGACUUGCCUACGGAGUGCGCCUAGCAGUGCUAUUGUAUUCCUUGUGUAUAACAAACUGGAGCAGGCCGCCGAACGUGUGGGCUGGUGA